Messenger RNA from Paramormyrops kingsleyae, 1399 nucleotides. Lineage: Eukaryota; Metazoa; Chordata; Actinopteri; Osteoglossiformes; Mormyridae. The record is from RefSeq and is a predicted model, not a curated record.
CGAUGGGACAGCGCGGUGGUGUGAGACCUGCGAGGAGCGCCGCCUCCCACAUUCCGCAUGUUCCCUCUGAUUCUUCUGGGUGUUGGACUGCAGGAGAUUACAGCAGUUGCCAUACCAUCACUUCACAACUGAAGAUUAAUUUAACUCCGGAUUUUUUUUCCUUUACUGUGGGCUUUUCUUUAGAGGUGCUGUCCUAAGAUCUGCUCUUUUCACUGAGCUACACCAGGUAACAGGGCUGUUCACCAUGUUCAGGAUAUGCUUGUGUCUAAGCGUGGUCAUUAACUCCGUUCUUUCCCAAGAGGCAGAGGACCCGGUCUCUUACACGUGCACAGAUGGCUACGAAUUUGAACCCCAAAGGCAAGUGUGCAAAGACAUCGACGAGUGUGCCAUCCUGCCUGACGCUUGCAAAGGCGGCAUGCAGUGCACAAACCACUACGGCGGCUACCUCUGCCUUCCUCCCAGCGCCCAAAUCAUUGUCAACAAUGGAGAGGAGAGUCAGGAACAGGCUGCAGAGCAUGUCAAUUCUCCCCCAGUCCCACCCAGGCACCGGGUUUACCAAAACGUGGUCCGAAACAUGCAUUGCAGCCCCGGAUUUGUUCCUGAUGAGCAGAACUUUUGCAGAGAUUUGAACGAAUGUGAGGUCAGCAAUCCGUGCCAGCACCAGUGCUACAACACCAUGGGAUCCUUCCUGUGUAUCUGCGAACCCGGGUACGAGCUGGCUUCCAACAUGGUCUCCUGCCACGAUAUUGACGAGUGCAGCCUAUCCAGUUACACAUGCCAGUAUCAGUGUGUGAACCAGCCCGGGAGAUAUGUCUGCACAUGCCCAGAAGGAUACCGGGGAACAAGAAUGUGUCAAGACAUCAACGAGUGUGAAACAGGACAUGAGUGUGCAGACGAUCAGAUGUGCUGGAAUUACCAUAGUGGAUACCGCUGUUACCCCAGAAACCCCUGUCAUGAGCCCUACGUCAGGACAGGAGAAAACCGCUGCAGCUGCCAUUCACCGACGCUCUGUCAUGGGCUUCCAACCUCCAUUGUCUACAAGUACAUGAGCAUCCUGUCCGACCGAACUGUGCCAUCAGACAUUUUUCAAAUUCAGGCCACCACCUUCUAUGCCAACGCAAUCAACACCUUCCGGAUCAAGUCGGGCAACGAGGGGAGAAAGUUCUUCAUGAGGGUGAGGCUCCAGCUAGACAUGUCCACCCGCACGAACAAUGUGAGCGCCAUGCUUGUGCUGACCAGGCCCCUGACGGGUCCACGGGAACACAUUGUGGACUUGGAGAUGGUGACCCACAACGUGAUGAACUACCGCUCCAGUUCUUUGCUGAGACUCACCAUCAUCGUGGGCCCUUACUCCUUCUAGCCCUGUGUAGCAGAUCCAGCAGUACUGCUCGAUCACAUA